Messenger RNA from Castor canadensis (American beaver), 865 nucleotides. The record is from RefSeq and is a predicted model, not a curated record. NCBI's taxonomy places the organism in Eukaryota, Metazoa, Chordata, Mammalia, Rodentia, Castoridae.
GCGGCGGUGAGCACCGUGCGGCAGAGGAGCGCGGCGCCCAGAGCGCGGGCCGCCCGCGGAGCGAUAGCCGGAGCCUGGUCCCAUCCCCAGCCGAGCCCCACCGGAGCCGAGCCGAGCCGAGCGGAGCCUGCCGGGUCCGGAGCGCCAGGUGUCCGCAGCCAUGCUGGCCGGCCGCGCCGUGCGCACCUGUGCGCUGCUCGCCCUCUGCCUCCUGGGCAGCCGGGCCCAAGAUUUCGGGCCGACGCGCUUCAUCUGCACCUCGGUGCCCGUGGACGCCGACAUGUGCGCCGCGUCCGUGGCCGCUGGCGGCGCGGAGGAGCUCCGGAGCAAUGUGCUGCAGCUCCGCGAGACCGUGCUGCAGCAGAAGGAGACCAUCCUCAGCCAGAAGGAGACCAUCCGCGAGCUGACCACCAAGCUGGGCCGCUGCGAGAGCCAGAGUACGCUGGACGCGGGUCCCGGCGAAGCCAGGGCGGGCGGUGGCCGCAAGCAGCCCAGCUCGGGCAAGAACACUAUGGGCGACCUGUCCCGGACGCCGGCCGCGGAGACGCUCAGCCAACUCGGGCAAACUUUGCAGUCGCUCAAAACCCGCCUGGAGAACCUCGAGCAGUACAGCCGCCUCAAUUCCUCCAGCCAGACCAACAGCCUCAAGGAUCUGCUGCAGAGCAAGAUCGAUGACCUGGAGCGGCAGGUGCUGUCUCGGGUGAACACUCUGGAGGAAGGCAAGGGGGGCCCCAAGAACGACACCGAGGAGAGAAUCAAGAUCGAGAGCGCCCUGACCUCCCUGCACCAGCGGAUCAGUGAGCUGGAGAAAGUUCUGGACUCUCCAGGUUUGGGCUUCCAGCCCACGUUUCUGGGCUGGAGAUAA